This is a messenger RNA of Malaya genurostris, 1577 nucleotides long. RefSeq lists its product as uncharacterized. Gene Ontology annotation, cellular component: peroxisome; aggresome. The transcript is spliced from 5 exons. The coding region runs from base 131 to 1501 and encodes 456 amino acids. Lineage: Eukaryota; Metazoa; Arthropoda; Insecta; Diptera; Culicidae. Gene Ontology annotation, biological process: protein autoubiquitination; negative regulation of centriole replication. The record is from RefSeq and is a predicted model, not a curated record. Gene Ontology annotation, molecular function: ubiquitin protein ligase binding; zinc ion binding; tumor necrosis factor receptor binding.
AGUAAGCGUGCGCAAUACGUUGAAACUUGAUUAAGUGUGUAGGAAACAAAGCAAACGGGUUUUAUUUUAAAAGUUCGCGCGAGAAGUAAUAUCCGGUUCACUGAACGUAUAAUUUUGUUCAAUAUACAACAUGUCAUGCACAGACAUUAUUUUGCCAAAGGAAAUUGGCUCCAUAGAUCAAAAUUGUAUCAUAUGUUUUGAUACUCUAAAAUGGGCAGUUUUUUGUUCUAGAUGUAACCAAAGUACAUGCUUUGAAUGUAUAAAGACUUGGUUAACCGAAAAAAAUGAUUGUCCGAAAUGUCGUCGUCCAUGCCGACUAAGUGAAUAUUCUGAACAAAAAGAGCUAUACAGCUGCUGCAAGGACGGUUCACUCAUAGAGUAUUAUUGCGAAAAAUGCAACGAGUGCUUUUGUCGAAAUUGCCUUGGUAAAAAAGGACCGCAUUAUCGACAUCCCGUUAGAAGCUUGGACGUUUUGCGCAAGGAAACAAUUGAUGCACUUGACACAUUAAAAGAACUUCAGUCAAAAGAUGCAUUGAAAAACAUCAAAGCACUGAUUCGAGAAGGUGUACCGCGGGAAUUAGUGCGUCAACGCAAAUCGGUUGAACGUGAAAUCGACGAGGUGUUGCCCACGUUACCGGGCGAGCCUCCUAGAUCAACAUAUCGUUUACCCAACGCAGCUUUUUCCGAAGUACGCACGAAAAACAUCGUCCUAGAUGGAUCUGGCGUAGAACGAUGUGUUGCGAAUGAUGAAUAUGGUAAUGUUUGGGAGUUGACGGUACAUCCAUACGGUGUCAAAGAAGUGGAGGAAAAGUUCAUAAGCUUGUUCUUGAAAUUAGUGGAUGGAACUCCCAUGCGAUAUGAAUAUCGAUUUUCAAUGCACACUGUAACAUCCCCAGAGCCUCUCGCAGAAUAUUACGCUUUGGAUGAUUUCGGCAUUGGAACUGAAUCGAAAGCGUGUCAAAGGCUUAUUAGUUUGGAAGCAGCAAGAAAUAAAACCGGAUCGUAUGGGUAUCAAAUAAUGUUCGGUACCCGUCCGACAGAUAUGUUAUACGGAUUACAAUGUGCAAAACAUUUAGCUACGAACAAACAUAAACGUUUGGAUUUUAAAACGUUUACAUUUCGAGUUGAACGCUUCCAUGAAAACAGGAAAAAUGAUGCUAUUAUUUUUUCCGAAGUAAUGUACGAUCAGCAAAACAUUGCAUGGAGAUUCCGUAUUGACUGUAACGGACACCAGGAGCAAGGGCAGUACAUUAGUACCUACCUUGAACUGUUGAAUGGUGCAAAAGGAUGGUUUGACAUUUUCAUAGAAAUAGUACAUCCGAAAGAUACAAUGCAAUCAUUCAGGAAGCAUCUUACCCACGAAUUCGAGGUACAUUCGAACUGGGGCAUACCACAUUUCUUGAAUUGCGACCGCACGGAAGAUUAUCUACAAGGAGAUACUCUAUUGUUUACAUUUGGUGUGCGUCCAGCGCACAUCGAGGAAGAAGCUUUGGGUUUAUAAUUACAUUACGACCAAUCAGGUCAUUGAAUAUUGAUUAUAUAUUAAACAUAAUAUUGAAUUUUAAUUUUUCAAAUUG